Messenger RNA from Penicillium riverlandense, 1701 nucleotides. Its product is annotated as extracellular lipase. The coding region runs from base 1 to 1701 and encodes 566 amino acids. The transcript has a single exon. Lineage: Eukaryota; Fungi; Ascomycota; Eurotiomycetes; Eurotiales; Aspergillaceae. The record is from RefSeq and is a predicted model, not a curated record.
AUGCGUCGCUCGUUUUUAUCUGCUUUGGCCUUCGCCUCUGCUGUUUUGGCUCUGUCUCCUACCAUUACGCUCUCACACCCUGAAGCCACCAUUAUCGGGAUUCCCGGUGAAGUCGAGAGCUUCAAUGCUAUUCCUUUUGCGCAACAGCCUGUUGGGAACCUCCGUCUGAGAGCCCCGAUGCCAUUAGAAGAGCCUCUGGGUACCAUCGAAGCCACGGGUAUUUCCAAAUCAUGCCCUAACUUCUGGUUGACCACCGGCGCCCACGUACUGGAUGGCUCGCAAAAUCCACUGGAGGCUAUCCUCAACGAUCUUGUCGACCUGCCUCUUGACAUAGUGGGCGAGAUCCUCACAAGCCCAUUCUUCAAUGUCGCGACCAACACCGCUGAGGACUGUCUGUCCCUGAACAUCCGCCGCCCAGCCGGUACCACCAAGGAUUCUAAGCUCCCCGUCCUGUUCUGGAUCCACGGAGGUGGCUUUGAAUGGGGUGCUGCUUAUCAGUAUGAGGGCACGCCUCUGGUCCUAGACUCCAUUAACAUGGACAUGCCCUUCAUUUAUGUUGCAAUCGGCUAUCGUCUCGGUGGCUUUGGAUUCCUGGCCGGCAAAGAGGUCAAGGAAGCUGGCGUAUCAAACCUUGGACUGCUGGAUCAGCGUAUGGCUAUGCAGUGGGUGGCGGACAAUAUCGCUGACUUCGGUGGUGACCCGGAUAAGGUUACUAUCUGGGGCGAGUCCGCAGGCGCUAUUAGUGUCUUUGACCAAAUGGCCAUGUUCGACGGCGACAAUACCUAUAAGGGUAAACCGCUCUUCCGGGCCGCCAUGAUGGAUUCCGGAAGUGUCAUCCCUAUGGAGCCUGUGGACAGCGAGAAGAAUCAGGGUCUCUAUGACACCGUGGUGGACAAUGCUGGCUGCUCUGGCGCUAAAGAUACUCUGGAAUGUCUGCGCCAGGCUCCUUUUGAGACUUUUUACAAUGCGGCCAACUCGGUGCCCAACCUGUUCACCUACUACUCGAUAGAUCUAUCGUAUAUGCCUCGACCUGACGGGAAGAUCCUCACGGACAGCCCCGAUGUUCUUGUCAAGGAGGGAAAGACCGCUAAAGUCCCCUUCAUCAUUGGUGACCAGGAAGACGAAGGCACUCUAUUCGCGCUGUUCCAGCCCAACCUCACCUCCCAGGAGGAUAUGAUCGACUACAUGGCUCACGUCUGGAGACGCGCCUCUCGCGAGGAUCUUCAGGAGUUCGUUAAGACCUACCCUGAUGAUCUCGCUGCCGGAUCUCCUUACUACACCGGAAUUCUGUGGAACAUCUGGCCCAAGUUCAAGCGCAUGGCUUCCAUGCUCGGUGAUAUUGUCUUUAUUCUGCAGCGUCGCCUCCUCCUUGACACCGCCCAGGUCCCGUGCUGGACGUUCAUCUCGUCCUAUGACCGCGGCACUCCCAUCCUGGGUACAUUCCACAUCAGCGACAUCAUUCAGGUCUUCUACGGUGUGCUCCCCAAUUAUGCAUCUAAGGCUUUCCACACCUACUACUACAGCUUCAUCUACGAUAUGAAUCCUAACUCUCGUCGGGGCAAUCUUCCCGAGUGGCCUCAGUAUAGCGAGGGCCACAAGGCACUGAACAUGUUCGCCGGCGAGUCCAAGCUUAUAGUGGACGACUUCCGAAACGAGUCUUAUUCUGUUUUGCUUGACCACAUUGACACUUUCCGAUGGUAA